GUAGAGGCUGGUACUCGAGCUGAUGUCAGCCAUGAAGCUCAAAAGAGGAAACAAGUUUAAGACUCCAUUGAAACUGAAGCGAAAAGGUAUCCAAGUAACAGGGCAAUGGAAACCUAUUGAGAUCGAUCCAAAUCUCUUUGCCGACGAACAGUUUGGUGGCUUAGUGUGCUUUGAAGAGCUUAGAGAUUAUAAAUUGGUAGCUUCCUCUAGAGUAGGAGAAGAAACCAAAAAGAGAAAGCUCACUAAGAAGGAGGACAAGACAGAAAGUACUGUUCCCAAAAAGAAGCGAAAGAAAGAGAAGAAUCUGGGAGAGGAGGCCGGAGGAAGCAAUGAGCUGAACCCAGAGGAUCAGGUGCCUGAGUGGGAAAACGCCGUCAUUAGCCAAGUUGAGAGUGAUGCAGCAGUUGUGACGAGCCCAAAAGGGAAACAGAAAAAGAGAAAACAAAAGAAGAAAGCAUGUUCUACUCAAGAUGUUCCUGCUGCAGCUUCUAAAAAGGUGAAAAACUGGACAGAAGUUCUGUCUGCCUCGUCAGAUCUCCAAGUAGACAUGUCCGCUUGGAAAGGUCUCUUUGUUCCUGAGCCUGUUCUUCAGGCACUGGGCGAAUUAGGGUUCAGUGCUCCAACCCCUAUUCAGGCUCUGACUCUGCCUUCUGCCAUUCGGGAUAGCAUGGAUGUCCUCGGUGCUGCGGAAACAGGCAGUGGAAAGACGCUUGCUUUCGCCAUCCCCAUGAUCCACUCCAUCCUUCGGUGGCGAGCCUCAAAAGAUUUGGCAAGUGGAAGUGACAGUACCCUGGAAGAAGCAGCAGGUAGAGAGGAUGACGUGCCGAGCCAGGAAGUGGCUAAGGAAGCAGAAGACCUGGACCCUGAGGGGAGCGAAGCUAGUGAUGCUGUUGCUGAGGAUGACGAAUCUCCGGCAACAGGCUGUGUGGAAGUGUCGGAGGAUAUAGAAUCGGAUUUGGGUGCCAAGAAGCAUGAUGUACAGAAAAGCAAUCCUCUUUUGGGAUUGGUCCUAACUCCUACAAGGGAAUUGGCAGUCCAAGUCAAGCAUCAUAUUGAUGCAGUGGCCAAAUACACAGGUGUUAAGACGGCCCUUCUUGUUGGCGGGAUGGCUUCUCAGAAGCAGCAGCGAGUUUUGAAAAGAAAACCGGAGAUCGUUGUGGCAACCCCAGGGCGCCUGUGGGAGUUGAUUCAGGAGAGGCAUCCCCAUCUCUCAAGCCUCCGGCAGCUCAGGUGCCUGGUGAUAGAUGAAGCUGACCGGAUGGUUGAGAAAGGACAUUUCUUAGAACUCUCCCAGUUGCUGGAAAUGCUGAACGAUUCCUACUACAACCCUAAGCGCCAGACGUUUGUCUUUUCUGCCACCCUGACUCUGAUCCAUCAGACUCCUGUUAGAGUUCUCCAGAAGAAAAAUGCUAUGAAAAUAGACAGAAAAACCAAGUUGGAGAUGCUGAUGCAGAAAGUGGGCAUCAAGAGCAAGCCCAAAGUGAUUGACCUGACGAGAAAAGAGGCCACUGUGGAGACUCUCACAGAGACCAGAAUCCACUGUGAUAUGGAAGAGAAAGACUAUUACCUCUAUUACUUUCUGCUGCAGUACCCAGGCAGGACUAUGGUUUUUGCAAAUAGUAUAGACUGCAUCAAACGGCUAACUGCACUCUUGACCAUAUUGGACUACAAUCCUCUGCCUCUUCAUGCAAAUAUGCACCAGAAACAACGACUGAAAAACCUGGAGAGGUUUGCAGAACGUGACCGCUGCGUCCUUCUCACAACUGAUGUUGCCGCUCGUGGUCUUGACAUUCCUAAUGUGCAGCACGUCAUUCAUUACCAGGUCCCUCGAACUUCUGAAGUCUACGUGCACAGGAGCGGCAGGACAGCCAGAGCUGCCAGUGAGGGCCUGAGCUUGCUGCUGAUUGGCCCAGGCGAUGUGAUGAAUUUUAAAAGAAUUUACAAGACGCUGGCAAAGAGUGAAGAGCUUCCCUUUUUUCCAGUGGAAAUGAAAUACAUGACUGCCAUCAAGGAGCGGGUGAACUUGGCACGACAGAUUGAGAAGGUGGAAUAUUUCAGCAACCGAGCCAAACAGCAUAACUCUUGGCUGCAGCAAGCUGCGGAUGCCCUGGAGCUGGACCUGGAUGAUGAGGCCCUCUUAGGAGGCCGGCCCAGUGAGCAGGAAGAGAGUCAGAAACAGAAGAUGGUGAAAGGGAUGAAGAAGCAUCUGAAGCGUUUGCUGUCCCAGCCGGUAUUUAAAAAUCUUAUGAAGACCAAAUACCCAACCCAGUCUGGAAAACUGCUCUUGCCUGAUCUUUCGGAGACGAGUUCCCAGUCUGCACUGGGUGCCAUGUCAGAAGCACAGAGGAAAAAGAAGAAGAAGAAGAAGGUGAAGCAAAAUGUGGACAUCUGAUAGGAGUGGUGCCAAGAUCAAAAACCCUUACUCCUCCCACAAGAGGAAAACCCUUAUUCCUCCCACCUGGCUCCCAGGUGUUUUGAUUACCUUUAUAAACACACCUGUCCUGCAAUGUUUGCCACCCCUACCACUGUUUUUGCUCCUGCAUACCACUGUCAGUAGCUACAAAUACAGUUCUGCCAGUGUGGUUCUUUCUGGUCUGUGUUGGUUUGGAUCCUCAGCUGCUGUGAAUAGAGGAAUUUGCAGAAGUGGCUCUUUCCCCACAUUUCUCCAGCAUCCCCUCCCCAUGCUCCCCCCAAAAGCCAUGGCUAAGGGUCAGAGGAUCAGCACAGGGGACUGUAGCAAGUAGGGGAAACAAAGUAGGGAAUCGCUAAAGUUGCUCCCCCUUAUUUUUGUAGGGGCUUUUGCUCCAUUCACUGUGUCCGCUGUGCUCUUUCAAAGGGAGGGGGGAUCCGAUAACCCCUGCUUGCUGAAGCCUCUUAAGCUACGUGACGUGUUGUUUUCAAGGUUCUCCUGCCAUUUGGCAGCUGUUUUGUAGAGAUUGCAGGGGGCAAACGGGAAAAGUUUCCAUUUCAGCAAACUCCCUCCAUUUGCAGAAGGUUGGAUCCAGCCCAUUGCACCCUUCUGGAUGCUCUGGUGAAUGUGACUCUUGUGUGUCAUAUCAACACAUCAUCCAGAAGGAAUAAAUGAUUGGAAAUGUUCACAACUGCUCAGAUUGACAGCCAGAACCAAGCCGGCACAGGUGUGUGUAAAGGUGUUCUCAGGGAUAGCACUCCUUUGAAGUGUGGAGCUUUGCAUCUCCCUGUUGAAGAACACCAAGAAGUCUUAUGUCAGUACAUGAUGUUUGUGUGUAUUGUUGGUUUAGACUGCUUCUGUCACGUUCUCUUUUGGGCUGAGGAAAUUUAAAACAUGUCAUGAAAUGUCCACUGAGUAAAAUUGGGGAUGAACUUUUAUCCUUUUAUCUUGGACUUGC
This is a messenger RNA of Heteronotia binoei (common prickly gecko), 3368 nucleotides long. It is a transcript of the gene DDX24, whose product is annotated as DEAD-box helicase 24. Lineage: Eukaryota; Metazoa; Chordata; Lepidosauria; Squamata; Gekkonidae. The coding region runs from base 23 to 2392 and encodes 789 amino acids. Gene Ontology annotation, cellular component: nucleolus. Gene Ontology annotation, molecular function: nucleic acid binding; RNA helicase activity; ATP binding. The record is from RefSeq and is a predicted model, not a curated record. The transcript is spliced from 9 exons.